Girardinichthys multiradiatus is the source of this 1989-nucleotide messenger RNA. It is a transcript of the gene lbh, whose product is annotated as LBH regulator of WNT signaling pathway. NCBI's taxonomy places the organism in Eukaryota, Metazoa, Chordata, Actinopteri, Cyprinodontiformes, Goodeidae. The coding region runs from base 216 to 563 and encodes 115 amino acids. Gene Ontology annotation, cellular component: nucleus. The transcript is spliced from 3 exons. Gene Ontology annotation, biological process: positive regulation of DNA-templated transcription. The record is from RefSeq and is a predicted model, not a curated record.
ACAGCUGGUUUCUCCGAUCAGACGCAUCAAUUUGUGCCACCGCGUUCUUUGUUCAGGCUGCCUAACACGCUGCACAGUUGCUUUCGCUUUGCCGGAGCGCCUUUUUUCCGCUUAGGCAAUCAAAAAGAUAUAUAUAUAUAUAUAUAUAUAUAUAUAUAAAAAAAGAGUAGAGAAAAUUAAUCAAAUUUGAGAGAACUGACAGCAGGUGUGAAUUCAUGUCUGUAUUUUCACCGCAGAUAUACUGCCCAGUGUUUGUGCCUGUCCAAGAUAUGACUGAGGUGAUGAUCAGCAACACCCCCAUGGAGGAUAUGAGGCUCAGUCCAAGCAAGGACAGACUCUCCUUCCAGAUAUUUCCAGACCCCUCGGACUUCGACCGUUGCUGUAAACUUAAAGAUCGCCUCCCAUCCAUUGUGGUUGAGCCAACAGAAGGAGAGGUGGAGAGCGGAGAGCUUCGCUGGCCCCCAGAGGAGUUUCUCGUCAGCGAGGAGGAGGAAGAAGAUGAAGAGGAGCAGAACGAUUGCAGCAUGCAAAAUGGACAGCCAGCACAGAAUUCCCAGCACUAGAGGCUGGGUGGUUCAGCACCAUGUUCACUUUGCUCUUUGGUUGUGAGGGACAGUACUUUUCACACAUUGGUCACACUUCACUGGAGCAUUUCAGCACAUUUGACUGACACGUCCAGUUUCUCGUUAUGCCAUCUCUUUACCAUGACAAAAAUGUACACAUCAACCAAAACAAAAACCUCUCUCAAUUAGUACACAGAAUAUCUUCCUUUUCUGUGAGGAAAUCUAACCAAAUGGGAGUUAAAAGAUCAGAUAAAGUCUCCAUUCCUCGCCUACUUCCCAACGUGUCCAUCACCAUGUGUCAAGUCAAAGCUGAUGCCCUGCUAAAGAGCAGCAGCUUUGUGUUUCAUGAACACCUCUUCCCCUGUUAGAGGCCCUGCUGCUCUGACUCCAAAAUGAUCGGCAUCAUGACCCCAGAGUCUUUAUACCUGUGUGCAGAGCAAUUGUGGUACCUGUGGGUUAUUGUACAGUGCACUGUUAGUUUGUGUUUUUUAUUCUUGCUAUUAUUAUUGCCACUGUUGUCUAGAUUUGUCUCUUUGAUGUGAAUGUUGGUUGUCUUUGAGAAGUGGACAUUAUAGGGGGGGUUACUGGGAUUUUGUGUUCUCAGCACAGGGGGUUGCUUAGGUUAUACUUUCAUAAACUUAGUUGUUGGCAAAAAAAAAUUUGGAGCAGAAAAUGAAAGGUGCAAUUGACUAGCUUUGCAGGCUUGAUGUGCACUGAAACCAGAGUUAUGCUAUUAAACCUGUCAUCACCACAUUGGCCUCCAAGAAGUAGCACUUGGAUGACAAAGCAAAAUGUUUAAGGAUAAGCUUUUUUUGGAGGAAGCACUUGCUAAAGCAAUGUACAAAGCCAAUGAAGGAUGUGUAAAUACAUGUUCUCAGUAAGCCAAACUGGGUCUUUGUGGUGUGAUGAAUUGACUAUCUUUUCUAGUCUUCCUGUUUUUAAAACAAUCAUACUUUUGAUGCCAUAUGGUUCUGAUUCACAUAAAAAUUAGGCAAUACCUGUAACAGUACUCUUCAUUCACUGUUAUAACUAUUUACCAGAAGGUGUUUAGAAGUUUCUCUCUAUUUGUGUGGGUAUGUAAUUUACAAAUGACUUCUUGUUUUCAAGGAGUCAUAGGCUUGCAGUUCAAACAAGGUUGGAGGGAGAAGAUUUUCCUGUUUUUGUUUUUGACAGUUUGUUGCUGUUGUGAGAGCAUGAUUUAAAGUCCACCUCUUCAAUCUUUCUCAUGUUGAAGGCAUUAGGGCUGUAUACAGAACAUCCUUGUCAUGUCACUUUGCCUACAGGUCCCCACAUUGUUUUUGUAAAGCUCAGGGAGAUUAGCCACCAUCUUUCUCUUGGUGUUCCUGUUUAUUUUCUUUUUGUAUUUAGACCACUUUUCUCAUUAAUUAUUGCAAAGACUGUAAAUAAAGAAACUGAAUUUGCUAUA